AUGUCCUCGAGUGUUUCACAGGGUAGCCAUCACUCACCUUCUUCACCGAGGAUUGUUGCUAAGAGUAAAUCGACUUCUCCUCGUGCUUCUGCUCAACAACACCAACAUGAAGCACAAUCUUCAAGGAUGCCAUCAAGUCCGGACAAGAAAGGUAAAAGGCCAAGAACACCUUCUCCAGAACGUGUUCUUUCUCCUGCCCGUUCUUCGCCACAUAAUCAACAGCCAAAGAGUACGGUAAAGUUGUUCGGAAAAGUAAUUCAAGAAGGAACACCUUCCAGAUCACCUUCACCAAAACGUCAACAAACUUCCGGCAAUUCUCCAACGCUUAGAUUGUUUGGAAAAGAUAUUUCGCCUCCUGCUUCCGGCACAUCUCAACAUCAUAAGUCAAGCGGCGGUGCUUCUUUGUUUGGAGUUGAUUUACACAAAGAAGCCGCAAAAGGAAAGCAAAAUUUGCAACUCGGUAUGUCAACAAGUACAAGUCCUACUAAAGGUCAUAAUGGCGGUUCACCAAGUCGAGUUCACGGUACUUCAUCCAUUAAGAGUCCGGUGAUUCAUUUGGAUUCUGACUCUGAAGGUGGAAAAAGUGGCAGUGCUGGCGGUUCACGUCCUGUACGAAGAAGUGAAUCACCAUUCCCAGCACGACAAAGAGGUGAUACACCUGAAAGUCAAAAGACCGAUGCAAGUUUUUCCUAUAGUGAAGAUAGUGGGUUUGGUGCAAAGUCUGCCCUUUCACGUAGAAUGCCGACGCAAAUGAAAGGUCAAUUUACUACAAAGCCACAAAGGCAUGCAAAAUCUGCUCGAGGGUGA
This is a messenger RNA of Meira miltonrushii, 807 nucleotides long. RefSeq lists its product as uncharacterized. NCBI's taxonomy places the organism in Eukaryota, Fungi, Basidiomycota, Exobasidiomycetes, Exobasidiales, Brachybasidiaceae. The transcript has a single exon. Bases 1 to 807 code for a protein of 268 amino acids. The record is from RefSeq and is a predicted model, not a curated record.